AUGUACUUUGAUCCGAUCUCCACACAUUUCGAACUGUGCCCAACGAAAGCCAUGUUUGAAAGCGACAAGUUCUGCUGUGAGUCUUCCCAGAGUGAGCUGAUGUCCGAGGCGAAGUCCCCCGGCUCUGGCCCAACCAGUCCUAUCUCGGUCAACUCUGACUCCAGCUGCGCCAGUCCUGAGCCGAAAUCAUCCGCAGAGACGCGGGUCAGAAGGCCGCUGAACGCCUUCAUUAUCUGGACCAAGGAGGAACGCAGACGCUUGGCCCAACUCAACCCUGACCUGGAGAAUACCGACCUCAGCAAAAUUCUCGGUAAGACCUGGAAGGCCAUGUCUCUGGCAGAGAAGCGGCCCUACAUGCAGGAGGCAGAGCGCCUGAGAGUACAGCACACCAUUGACCAUCCCAACUACAAGUACCGGCCUCGCAGGAAGAAGCAGCUGAAGAAGGGCCCCAAAGGGCCCCUGCCUGUGGAGGCCACUGUCCCUCUCUCCACCCUCUGCAGUAAAGGUUUUAACAUGCCUUAUGACCUCAACUACCUCAUCCAGAACCAGUCCCAUCAGCAGCAAGCCUACCCACAUCCAGCCACCUACCCAUCCUCCCAGGCAUACUUUUCCCAUCUUCCCAGGGAGACCUUCCCAGACAGGUUAAUUUACACAAAUCCAGCAGCCACAUUCUCUAACAAGCCUCUAAUGUACUCUAACACUGAGGCAUACCCAGCAGAGCCUCAUCCGUACUACUCUACCCAGCAUGGACUGCAGCAGUGUGGGCCCAACCCAGCCUGUGCUAUGUCUAAAGUGGAGCAAGGGGACUUCAGGGCCUCGGGCCCCCAGCUGUGUCCCCCUACUGGCCCCUCUCUGGAGUUCUACCUGGAGCAGGUUCAGCUGGACAUGCUCUAUGAUCUGGACCCCAGUGAGUUUGAACAGUACUUUGGCCCGUCCACAUGCCAGCCGGAGCCCCUGUAG
Oncorhynchus nerka (sockeye salmon) is the source of this 960-nucleotide messenger RNA. Its product is annotated as transcription factor Sox-17-alpha-A-like. Lineage: Eukaryota; Metazoa; Chordata; Actinopteri; Salmoniformes; Salmonidae. Gene Ontology annotation, molecular function: RNA polymerase II cis-regulatory region sequence-specific DNA binding; DNA-binding transcription factor activity, RNA polymerase II-specific. The record is from RefSeq and is a predicted model, not a curated record. Gene Ontology annotation, biological process: regulation of DNA-templated transcription; cell differentiation; anatomical structure morphogenesis.